CUCGCCGGGACCACAACCGUUUGGCGUCAGUUUAGUCGCAUACUUCGCUGGUUGAAGAUCGAUUCCGGUGUGCCUUCCCUUGCUCUACCUGUAUCUGUUGCCGAGAGGAAUUUCUGUGGUGCUAUCAGUUUAGUGUUUGUCUAAAUCAACUUGAAAAAAAACCAGAAUGGAUUUCUACUAUCUGCCAGGAUCUGCACCGUGCCGAGCCGUUCAAAUGACGGCCGCAGCCGUUGGCGUCGAGCUGAACCUGAAGCUUACCGACCUGAUGGCCGGGGAGCAUCUCAAGCCGGAAUUCCUUAAGAUCAACCCGCAACACACCAUCCCUACCCUGGUGGACAACGGAUUUUCACUGUGGGAAUCCCGUGCCAUCAUGUGCUACCUGGUGGAGAAGUACGGCAAGGAUGAUUCCCUCUACCCGAAGGACCCCGUGAAGCGUGCCCGGGUCAACCAGCGGUUGUACUUCGAUAUGGGAACGCUGUAUCAGCGGUUCGGUGAUUUCGUCUACCCGCAGGUUUUCGCCAAGCAGCCUCCGAAUGCGGAAAACGAAAAGAAAAUGCUGGAAGCGAUCGAGUUUCUGGAUAAGUUCCUCGAGGGGGCCAAGUAUGUGGCUGGUGGCGACUCCCUUACGAUUGCAGAUCUGAGCAUUCUGGCUACGGUAUCCUCGUUCGAGGUCGCAAAGGUUGACCUAAGCAAAUAUCCGAAUGUGGCCGCUUGGUACGAACGGCUCAGCGAGGAAGCUCCCGGUACCGAGAUCAACAAGGCUGGCCUUGAGGAGUUCAAGAAGUUUUUCUGAAAGUUGACCGGUGUUAAGUUUUAUUGUAGAUACGUACGUGUUCAAAAUUUUUAAUUGUUUUUACUGGUAAACGACACGUUUCAUGUAUGGAUUGUUACCCAAUAAAAUAAAUGGUUAUCAUCUAAAAUCAUA
Molecule: messenger RNA, 925 nt
Organism: Topomyia yanbarensis
Lineage: Eukaryota; Metazoa; Arthropoda; Insecta; Diptera; Culicidae
Product: glutathione S-transferase 1
Exons: 3
Coding region: 167-793 (208 amino acids)
Biological process (GO): glutathione metabolic process
Molecular function (GO): glutathione transferase activity
Source: RefSeq, a predicted model, not a curated record